GGUUCCAAAGCUAAUAACAAGAGUUCUAAAACUAAUAAUAAGAGUGUCAAGAAUAAUAGCAAGAGUACUAACAAGGAGUUCGAAAUUAAUAAACACAAUGAUGUUUUAAAAUAUAAAAUAGAAAUCAAGAACUUGAAAACUAAAAUCAAAGAGUUAAAAAAAUUCAUUAAACAAAAGGAUCAAAAUUCAACAACUGAACACAAUUAUUCUUAA
Racocetra persica is the source of this 213-nucleotide messenger RNA. The record is from the annotation of a GenBank genome assembly. Lineage: Eukaryota; Fungi; Glomeromycota; Glomeromycetes; Diversisporales; Gigasporaceae.